Messenger RNA from Pneumocystis murina B123, 2225 nucleotides. RefSeq lists its product as hypothetical. Lineage: Eukaryota; Fungi; Ascomycota; Pneumocystomycetes; Pneumocystales; Pneumocystaceae. The record is from RefSeq and is a predicted model, not a curated record. The transcript is spliced from 5 exons. Bases 31 to 2142 code for a protein of 703 amino acids.
AAAAUGCAAGAUUUUUUAUAUUUUUGAGAAAUGGUAUCUUUAACAUACCUUGGAAUACAUUUAGGAUUUCAUUCUUCAGAAGCCCUAGAGACAUCUAAGGAUAAUAAAUGCAAAAAAUAUCAUAAUAUACGAAGUAUUCAAUCUAAAAAUCGAUAUUUUACAGUAGAUGAUUUCAUUAAGAAAAUUGCAUCAAAAAAAGGAUUACAGGAUAAACGUGUUUUUAUAAAAGAAAAAAAGGAUAGCAUAUCUUCUUUAAAACUUAAUGAAGUUUCUGGGAAAAAUAGGAAAAAAAUUAUUUCAAAUAAACAGAAAAUAAAUUUACAAAAAAAAAAAAAAAAGUCAUCCAAAAAAAAAGAACAUCAUUCUUCCAAUCAUCUUAAAGAACUAUCAUUAUUCUCUGAGGAGUCAAAUGAUGAAUCUAUUGAGAUGCAGCCGGAUCCAAUUAUCGCUUCUCCAUCAUUUACGAAAUCUGAAGUUGAUAAACGAACUUAUUUGCCAAUUAGCGCACAUGCAAAAAGGAUUAUUAUGCCAGAAGAAUAUUCUUUGGGGCAGAUUUUAAAAACUAGAAAGAAGAAAAAAAUGUUAAAAAUUCCUGAUGAUAAUUCUGUUUUUGACGGAUUUGAAGAUAAUGAUAAUAGCUUUAAUAGUUUUCAGACAUAUGGAAAACUUUUAUUUAAAUCAUCUGACGAAAUUUCUUAUGAUAUAAAGAAAGCAAAUUGUAAUGGAAUGCAAGAAUCGUAUGAUUCAGAAAUCAUUCAUGUUCAUGAGGAGUCUGAAAAACAGAAAUUAUCACAUUUUAUACCUAAAAAAUUGGAUUUAUAUAAUUUCGAAAAUUCUUUUCAUUUACAAAACUAUAAUUAUUAUCCAUUCAAUCAUUCAGAAUUAAUGUUAAAAAUGGACACUUUCAUUUUGAAUCAUCAAGAAGUUAAUAAAAAUAUCUUAUCUAAUAAUGACUGCAGAGGAUUAUUUAGUUCUCUGAACAUCCCUCUGGGUAAUUCUGAUUCUAAAAAUCUUUUAAAAGCAGCAAAAAAUCUGAAAAAUUCAUCUUUAAACAGAUAUUUAUUAAAACACAGUGCAUUUGAUAAAAAUAGCUUAGUUCCUGAUAAAGCUUAUAAUAUUAAUGAUAUAAUGGUAGGAAAUACAGAAGAACAUUUCUAUUCUAGUAUGUUUGCUAAAUCAUGCCCAGUAUCUAAUAAUUAUAUAGAUGACAUUUCUGAUAUGAAAAAAGAAUUGUUCUUGAGUAAUACUAAAAAGAUAAAAAAGCUAGAUACUAUUAAAAAAUAUGAUAAUUCCAUUAAUUCUAUAGAUUUAUAUUCUGAUUAUAAAAAAAUUGACAUUUGUGAAUCAUUUAAUACUGAUACAGACCUAUUUAGAUCUCUUAAUAAGAAAAAGCUGAGCUUUUUUAAAUCGAAAAAUUACGAGAUUUAUGUCAAUGAAACUAAUUGUUAUGAUGAUAGUCUAGUUACUUCAGAAAAAUGCCAUUUAUUUGAAUCAUCUUCAAGAAAUUCUAAGCUUUUAACAUCAAAUGAUAUGGCUAAUAAUGAAUAUAAACCAAACAUUACAUUAAUUGAUAAAUAUACACAGGCAGAUAAAAAAGAUAUGCUUUCAAAAAGUGAAUCUUCUGAAUCUAUGGAUUCUAUAAGUAUAACUGAUAAGCCUUUAUCGUCUUUCCAAUCGUCAUUUAAUUGCAAUAAUGUUGAAAAUUAUAGUAAAAAAUAUUUUUCUAAAGAUUCAAAAAAAACUUUUUCAAAUAAGGAUUUUCAAAAUUAUAAAAAAAAAAAUCAGAGUUCUAUGAAAAAUCUUUCUAUUAUAAAUGAAUCAUUCAUACGUUCUAAACAACAUAGUAAACGUUCUAAUACAACAUUUGAACUUUCAUCAGUACCUAAAAAUAGCUUAUUCAAUUUUAUUCGUCAAAAGACGGCAAAUAUAUCUGAUUAUAACCAUUCUUUUACUGAUUCUAGCUUUAUAUCCAAAUCUAUUAUUUCGAAAUCACAAUUAUUGAAUAAGUCGUUUUUUAGAGAUAAAGUAACAGAAAAUAACUCUCAAAACAUUAAUGAUUCAUCCAAUAAAUAUGCGUUACUAGUAAAUAAUAAUUAUGAAGUAUCUAGAAACUCAUUUUUAGAAAUCCGAGAAGCAUGGUAAGUGAAAAUUAAAUUUGUUCAUGGUUAUAUUUUCUUAAAAAUAUUUAUCCUAUUUUAUUUGGUAAUAGACUAUGAUAAUGGACC